This is a messenger RNA of Mobula hypostoma (lesser devil ray), 792 nucleotides long. It is a transcript of the gene ssr3, whose product is annotated as signal sequence receptor, gamma. The record is from RefSeq and is a predicted model, not a curated record. Bases 55 to 612 code for a protein of 185 amino acids. Gene Ontology annotation, biological process: SRP-dependent cotranslational protein targeting to membrane. Gene Ontology annotation, cellular component: membrane; endoplasmic reticulum. The transcript has 5 exons. Lineage: Eukaryota; Metazoa; Chordata; Chondrichthyes; Myliobatiformes; Myliobatidae.
ACGGCCCUGAGCGCUGACUGGCCUUUGGAGGACUCCGCCCGAAGACGUGGAGCGAUGGCGCCGAAAGGGAGCAACAAGCAGCAGUCGGAGGAGGAUUUACUGCUGCAGGAUUUCAGCAGAAAUGUCUCGGCCAAAUCAUCGGCGCUGUUCUAUGGGAACGCAUUUAUUGUGUCGGCCAUUCCCAUCUGGCUCUAUUGGAGGAUCUGGCACAUGGACCUUGUCCAAUCUGCAGUUCUGUACUGUGUUAUGACCCUUAUUAGCACCUACCUUGUGGCAUUUGCCUACAAAAAUGUAAAGUUUGUCCUGAAGCACAAGGUGGCGCAGAAGAGAGAAGAUGCAGUUUCCAAGGAGGUCACCCGGAAACUAUCAGAGGCUGACAACAGGAAGAUGUCUCGCAAAGAGAAAGAUGAAAGAAUUCUGUGGAAAAAGAAUGAAGUGGCUGAUUAUGAAGCAACAACCUUUUCAAUCUUCUACAACAAUACCUUGUUUCUGGUUAUGGUGAUCAUUGCUUCAUUCUUCAUACUGAAGAAUUUCAAUCCAACUGUAAACUACAUCCUGUCCAUCUGUGCUUCAUCGGGAAUGAUUGCAUUACUUUCCACAGGCUCUAAGUGAUUAACAUUGGCAUAGUUAGCUGAUGUUAAGAUUUGAAUGAUCUUACAUUCUUGAGGAUCAGGUCAUUUAGAUUUUCAGUCUGUAAAAAUUGGCAUCCAUGAUGACAGAAUUGGCCACUUAACGACGGUUCUGUGAACUGCAAUGUAUUUUCACUUCAUAUGACCAGCUGUGGAUGUUCUG